Molecule: messenger RNA, 1898 nt
Organism: Pomacea canaliculata
Lineage: Eukaryota; Metazoa; Mollusca; Gastropoda; Architaenioglossa; Ampullariidae
Product: profilin-like
Exons: 3
Coding region: 278-676 (132 amino acids)
Cellular component (GO): cell cortex
Molecular function (GO): actin monomer binding
Source: RefSeq, a predicted model, not a curated record
UCGGCGUUGUCAGACUGCCAUUGUUUAUGUACCGCACGCGUCACUCCCACGGACAUAAAUAUGUCACGUGACAAUGUUUCUGAACUCUGGGAUAGACGUACGCCCAUCCCGAUAUUCUUUGGUUCUUAGGAAGGUCAGCUUUUGUCCCUUCCUAGCCGUGCUUGACCUCGUGGCAAAAACGAUUGGAGCUUACAAUAAUUUGUGGCUGAUGAAAGUCGCAGCAAUGUAUUAGAAUAAGACAUCGCAAGCAGAAGAGUAAAGGCUCGCGGAUGUCAACAUGUGCAGUAAGUGGAGCGAAUAUGGAAGGAUUUUGCAAGAAAAGGGGCUGGUAACUCAGUUCGCCUUCUACAGCAAGGGAGGUCAUCUUUGGGCAACAACUAGUUCACACUUCCAAGUUGAGCCUGAGGAGUUUACUUACCUGACAGCUGGAUUUCAGGACGACUCAGGGUUGCGGCAGCGGGGGCUGCGGGUGGGCGGCAGCCACUACACCAUGACGCGACUCAGCAACCGCGGCAGCAUCAUGGUCGCCAGGGACGCGGCCUCCGGACACGGCUGCGUCAUCUGCUGCUGCAGCCGCUGCGUCAUUGUGGCGGCGUACGAAGACAGCUCGCAGCUGGGUGCGUGCUACAGCGCGGUGGAGCGACUCGGUGAUUUCCUGCUGGACAAGGGCUUCUGAUGGCCAGCGAUGACGUCAUCGCCGCCAUGUUCAGAGUUCUAGACAGACAUGGCGACUUUCUGCCGGACAAGAGAAGGGACUGCAGAUGUGAAAUCUGUGUAUGCACUUAACACACAUAUAUAUAUAUCAACAUUCCUUUCACUUUUAGUUAAUAUUUUUCAAUCACCAUUCUCCUCCUCCUCCUCCUCCUCAUCAUCAUCAUCACAGAUGGUCCUGGUCAUGAAUUUUUGGCGGAAGGUUUUAAAUUCCAUGUCAAGCUGUUUGUCAACAUCAGUUUCGUGGCAACAAUUAGUUCCAUUCCGGUUUUUGAUGUCGUCUGAUCCUCGUGUCAUCAGAAGUGUGGAGUUUUCAGUUUUCAUGUCAUCAUUUUCGCCAUCUCUAGAGUUACUCGCCAUUCACACGUAAAUGCAUACAAAUAAAACUCUUUUAGGCUCCAGCACAUUGUAUUUUUUUACUUUAAUGCUUUGAAAAAGUAAACAAAAACAAACAUUGCAUUUCUGUAUGUCCAACCCACUCCGACUCACUUUCUGGCUUCAAAAAAGAUAUUGAAAUAAAAAUGGAAUUCCUCAAAGAUGAAAGGCACUUUACUGCGUCAUAGUAUUGUAGACAAUACGUUCCGAAACUAGAAUAAAACUGACUAAACACUAAUAGUCCGUGACUAAUAACAAAGGUGGUCAAGUUAGUUUUCCAGGCGAACACCGAACCGUUGAGGUUCUGACUGAAAGAUAAGUGCAUUAACCACCAGGCUACACCUACACCUCUCUAGUUAAAAGCUUUUCUAACCUUUGAAAGCAUUUAUUAGACACGUCUAGCAUCCAUUAUUAAAUACUCAGCUAGUCUAGUGUUUGAAAAGUUAUGCUACUUGCCUAGCCUACUUGUAAAAACAAUUUUCACUGUAUUGAUAAACAAUAUUUUCCAAAAUCUGCGGGGAAGAGAGCAGAAUGAAGCCGACAACUUCACACGCACACAUAAACACAUACUUUGCACUGAAUGUAUGAACAGUUCUCGUAGAAGAAUUUUCUAAGCUACCUUUGUAUGCCAGCUUAAUAACAGAAAACGAGCCAAACUGCAAGCUCUUUGAAUUUUUUUUAUAUAUAAAUACAGAAAUUAAACAACGAAACAAAAACAUAAAACUCUUUGGCUAUCUAUGAUUAUCGAGUCAAGCAUCGACAAUGACACGACAGCAACUAAACACAUAUUGUAUAUAUAUAUACAGUAACAU